AUGUGGCUCUUCCGAGGGGCACAGUCCGCGGUCUUCUACUAUGCGACAUGUACGCCGUGUGCGAUGAGUAUUGACCGGCGAAAACGGAAGAAGGAUGCCGUUCGAAGUCAACGCCUGAAUGAAAAAGCCGCCGCCGCCGAACUUGUCACCGACCAACCCCGACCAUUUCCCCAGCCAACUGCCUUCAGUACAAAUGAAGGAUGGGCCGAGGAGAUCGCAUUGGGGCCAGGGCCUCCCACUCGCCGUGGUGGCAAUCGGAACCAUACUCGCACCGACAGUUGGAACACAGAUCAUAGCUCCCCGUCCAAGAAGGACAAGGCUUCCGCGCUCAUGCAGCCACUGAACGACCGAUGGAAAUCUAUGCGGUAUCAGCGAGAAGACGAACCACUCUGGGGUCAGGAAGUCCGAGGCUCUUCCAUCGGGUUCUCCGGUCGUGGUCGCACCGAUCAACCGGAGCCGCCUAAAUACUACGCCGCUCAGGUUCCCCCCGUCAAUGAUCUCCACCCACCUAUCGUGAGUGGGCCCCGCAGUCGUGCCGAGACGAGAUGGAUGCUCCAGCCGCCUCCGAGUGCCAAGGUCAUGGCCGGAAAGGUCCGAAUCAAUGCCUCUUCACCUCAGACAGCCCACGGUGGUUUCAACGAAUUCCCAUCGCGCCCGAUCCGAGGUGGAGUGAUUGAGGAAGAAGAGGCCGAACACGUCCCCAAGGAUGUCGAAGACGGUCCUCUUGAAACGGCUGAAGGAGAGCAACGCUUGCCUCGCCGACCGUCCGCGUCACACGUGCGGCCAAGCUUCGAUAGUGAUUUCCCCCCCGACUGUCAUCGCCCGCGGGACUCUCCAACCGACUCCAUGUUUUCCAUGCCCGAUGAUGGAUCUUUCAGUGCUUCCUGGAAAUACCCAGACACCCCCACGACUCGACCUACCUCCGAGUCCAUGGAAGGUAGCCCCAAGGCUCCUCGUCCACACAUCUCAAAGACCCUCUCCACCAUGCCUCGUGUCGAUGGGAACAAAGCAAAGGUUCACCUUCUUCAACUGGAGAUCACUGAUGACCGAGACGAAUUUGGCGUUGGUCAGCUAGAACGCAUACGUCCUUGGCGAUGGAGCAUGGACAUAUGA
Messenger RNA from Penicillium oxalicum, 1113 nucleotides. RefSeq lists its product as uncharacterized. The transcript has a single exon. Bases 1 to 1113 code for a protein of 370 amino acids. NCBI's taxonomy places the organism in Eukaryota, Fungi, Ascomycota, Eurotiomycetes, Eurotiales, Aspergillaceae. The record is from RefSeq and is a predicted model, not a curated record.